This is a messenger RNA of Fusarium pseudograminearum CS3096, 2535 nucleotides long. RefSeq lists its product as uncharacterized. NCBI's taxonomy places the organism in Eukaryota, Fungi, Ascomycota, Sordariomycetes, Hypocreales, Nectriaceae. The transcript has 3 exons. The coding region runs from base 1 to 2535 and encodes 844 amino acids. The record is from RefSeq and is a predicted model, not a curated record. Gene Ontology annotation, molecular function: tRNA binding; tRNA (cytidine-N5)-methyltransferase activity. Gene Ontology annotation, biological process: tRNA methylation. Gene Ontology annotation, cellular component: nucleus; cytoplasm.
AUGGGUAAAAAGAGCUUCAGGGGCAAAGGCAAACGAGGCGGCGGCGGCGGCGGCCGAGGCGGUGCGCGAGAUGGAGGCGGCUGGAGAGAUUAUCCUGCCAUCCCCAAGGAGAACGAGAAGCUCCAGCGCUUCUACGAUUCUCUUCUCCAACUGCCCGAGGAGGAGAAGAACGCUUACUGGGAGGCAUUGAGACGUGAGCUGCCCAACAGCUUCAGGUUCUGCGGCUCCAAGGGACACGCCGUCACUGUCAAGAACCUUCUCCAGACCAGAUACAUUCCCGAGAUCGUCAAAAUCGAGCACCAGGAUGGCCGGCCCGUCGAGCCUCCUCAGCCCGUGCCCUGGUACCCCGACGACCUGGCUUGGUGGAUGACUACCCCCAAGAACGUCAUUCGCAAGUUCCCCCCCUUCGCCAAAUUCCAGAAGUUCCUGGUCUCCGAGACGAGCGUUGGAAACAUUAGCCGACAGGAGGUUGUCAGUAUGAUUCCCCCUCUGCUGAUGGACCUCCGCCCCGGUAUGACCGUCCUUGAUAUGUGCGCUGCUCCUGGAAGCAAGGCUGCGCAACUUCUUGAGAUGAUCCACCAGGGCGAGGAGGCCCGCGUCCGCAAGGUUCUCCGAUCUUACGCUCAGGAGGAUGGCCUGGACCUGGGCGCUGAGACCAAGGAAGAGAUGGAGGCCGAUCUCGAAGCCGACCCCAGCGACGCCGGACGAGCUACUGGUAUGCUCGUCGCCAACGACUCCGAUUACAAACGCGGACACAUGCUUGUCCAUCAGCUCAAGCGACUUUCUUCCCCGAACCUCCUCGUUACGAACCACGAUGCCACCCAGUUCCCCUCCAUCAGACUCCCCGCCAAGGACAACAAGAAGCCUACCUACCUCAAGUUUGACCGCAUUCUUGCUGAUGUUCCUUGCUCUGGUGACGGAACUCUGCGAAAGAACCCCGCCAUCUGGAAAGACUGGCAGCCUGGCAGCGCCCUUGGCCUGCAUCUGACACAGAUUAGAAUCUUGGUCCGCGCUCUGCAGCUACUCAAGGUUGGUGGUCGAGUCGUUUUCUCCACCUGUAGUAUGAACCCUGUCGAGAACGAGUCCGUCGUCGUGUCUGCUAUCGAGCGAUGUGGUGGCCCGGCAAACGUCGAGAUUGUCGACUGCAGCAACGAGCUCCCCAACCUCAAGAGAGCCCCUGGAAUGAAGGACUGGAAGAUUAUGGACAAGAGCGCCAGAGUCUGGAGCUCCUGGAAGGAGGUCGAGGACUUCGCCAAGGAGAACGCCGAAGGUGUCAUCCCCGGACGAGUUGUUGAGACCAUGUUCCCCAGACUUGAGGGUGCUGACUGCGCUGACCUGCCUCUUGAGCGUUGCAUGCGAGUCUACCCUCACAUGCAAGAUACUGGUGGUUUCUUCAUCACAGUUCUCGAGAAGAAGUCCGAGUUUAAGGCCAAGAACGAGAAUGAGGGCAAGGAGGCUAAGCAGCCUACCAAGACAGAAACUCCUGCUGAUGCCACUCCCAGCGAGCAGGUUGUCGAGGAGGUUGAGAAGAAGACCGAGGCUGAGACCGCACCCGUCGUUGCUGAGGCAAGCCAAGAGGAUGUUGUUAUGGAUGACGCCUCUUCAAACGGCAACAAACGCCCUCUCGAAUCUGAGGAAGCUCAAGAUCAACCCGCUAAGAAGGUUAAGACUGAUUCUACUGAGCCCUCAGCCGCCGCAACUCCUGUUGCUCAAGUGAGCCAGGAAGGCAGCAAGCCUCGCCGAAACGGCCCCAUCGAGGAGGCAUUCAAGUACCUCGACAUCUCUCACCCAACCGUCCAGAACAUCAAGGAGUUCUACCACAUCUCCAAGCGAUUCCCCGACGACCGAUACAUGGUACGAAAUGAGAUGGGUGAGCCUGCCAAGGCUAUCUACUACACUAGCGCUCUCCUUCGCGAUAUCCUCAUCGAGAACGAGGGUCGUGGUAUUAAGUUCAUCCACGGUGGUGUCCGUAUGUACAUGAAGCAGGAUGCUCCCUCGGCAGAUGUCUGCAGAUGGCGUAUCCAGGCUGAGGGUAUGCCCAUCCUCCAGGGUUAUGUCGGCGAGCCCCGUGUUGUGCACCUCCACAACAAGGAGACAUUCCGCAAGCUCCUCAUCGAGAUGUUCCCUCGUAUCAACGACGGAAAGUACGAGCGCUUCGACGAGAUUGGCGAGCGUGUUCGCGAUAUGGGCAUGGGCUGCGCUGUCCUGCGCAUUGAGCCUGAUGGUUCAGACCCUGACUUUAAGGAGCGCAUGGCUCUGCCUCUAUGGAAGAGCAUCCACUCGCUCAACCUUAUGCUUCCCAAGGAGGACCGAUCUGCCAUGCUGCUACGUAUCUUCAACGACACAUCUCCUCUCAUCAACAUUGUUGCACAAAAGAACCAGCAAAAGGCUGCCGAGGGCGCCGAGGAGGUCAAGGAGGAAGUUGAUGUUGCUGAUUUGCCCUCACCUGAGGAGACUGCUGAUGUAGAGAUUGUGUCAGAGUCUAUUGCAGAGCCUGCCAAGGAGGCAGAGAGUGAGGAGAAAAUGGAGGCUUAA